This is a messenger RNA of Drosophila hydei, 1582 nucleotides long. RefSeq names its product histone acetyltransferase type B catalytic subunit (gene Hat1). NCBI's taxonomy places the organism in Eukaryota, Metazoa, Arthropoda, Insecta, Diptera, Drosophilidae. The coding region runs from base 75 to 1454 and encodes 459 amino acids. Gene Ontology annotation, cellular component: nucleus. Gene Ontology annotation, molecular function: histone binding; histone H4 acetyltransferase activity. The record is from RefSeq and is a predicted model, not a curated record. Gene Ontology annotation, biological process: subtelomeric heterochromatin formation. The transcript has 4 exons.
CUUCAAAACUAGAUUGAUUAAAAAUUUGUUAAAUAAAUGUAAAACGUAUAUAAUUUACAAUUUGGGGAUAUAGAAUGUCAACUGGUAAAAGGAAACGGCUUCUGCAAAGCAAGACCAAAUAUACUAAAAGACGCAAAUCGCGCAAACAUACGUGCCGCACGCGUUUGCUCUUACGACGCUACAACUACAACCACAUUUUGCGCGCCAAUUUGAGGGGCAUCCGAAAGACAAGCAGCAAAAUGGCACAAAUUCAGGAAUAUCAGGAUCUGGUGCUAGACGCGCUUGAUACGGUUGAGUUCAAGCUGAUACGCGACAAGGCGGACAUUAACAAUGAUGCCUUAAUAUUUCACCCCGCCAUGGCACAUCAGAUAUUUGGUGAGUCGGAGACCAUAUUUGGGUAUGAGGGCUUGCACGUGCGCGUUCUGUAUACGGCUGGUCCGUUGCAUAUCUAUUUGGGCAUCGAGUAUGAGAAACGAGUCAAUGAAAUAUCUGGCGGGGAAAUCAAGGCCGACGACGUGGUGGCCACAAUUGCUCAAAGUCUGCCAGACGGCUGCUAUUUCAUUAAUCUGGAUGAGUUUCUCAAGACGCUAGACAAGGCCGACAAGUUUCAACCAUUUGGAGAGAAACUCAGUGAAUACAUCCAGCGCGCCAAUGAUGGCAGUGUUCGACUCUUCGAGAUCUACCAAUGCGACUACAAAUCUUCCUCAUUUCUAAAGUUCUUUACGCGUCUGCAAACUUUUAUAUUGUGGUUUGUUGACGCUGCCUCCUACAUAGACACCGAUGAUGCUCAGUGGUGUUAUUUUAUCUGCUAUGAGAAAUAUAAGAAUAAGGAUGGUGAGUACCAGUAUGCAACUGCUGGCUACACCACUGUCUAUGAGUAUUAUGCAUAUCCGCAAAAUAAGCGUCCUCGAAUUAGCCAAAUGCUCAUUCUGCCGCCUUUCCAGAAGAUGGGUCUGGCCACACAGCUAGUAGAAACCAUAUACAAGUUCUAUCAGAGCCAGAAAAAUGUGGUAGACAUAACGGUUGAGGAUCCAUCAGAGGAUUUUCAGCGAUUGCGCAAUUUUGUGGACGCACGCCUGUGUCUAACGCUUAAAUGUUUUGCCCGCGAUAUAAUCAAGAAAGGUUUCAAUAAGGAAAUGGUGAGAGAGGCACGUGAGGCCUUAAAAUUGAAUCCACGCCAGGUGCGUAAGGUCUAUGAAUUGUUGCGCCUGUACUAUACCAACAUACAUGAUGAAAAGGAAUAUAAAGCCUAUCGGCUAGAAGUUAAGAAACGCCUUAAUGCCGUUUACUACAAACAACUGAAAGAUCUUCAAAAGAUGGAACGCUAUAAAAUGGAUACGGAAAUGUUGCGCGCACGUUUGCCCAAUGUAAAACAGCGCAUGGAACAGCUGCAGGAGGAGUAUGUUGUCAUUGAACAGGAUUACAAAAAUACAAUUGAUAAACUACGGGCCUAGACUUAUGAGAUAUACAUAAAUAAAAAGAAUGCCGUUGGGUGUUUGAUUAAUUUAUUACGUUUUUCCGUUCUAAAUAUGUUGAUUACAAAAUACAAUUUGUUGCUAUAAGCCUAUAGUAGGAUUCUUUC